CUGCAGGAAUCAUGUCAUCAGACAGCUCCCUCGAUGAUAGUCUUACACACAGGAAGUUCAAGAGCAAGAAGAAAAAGAGAACAAUGACUUUACAUUUGGACAAUGAUGAGCUUGGAGACGACUCAGUGCGCAGUCAACUAAUACCAUGCGACGAACCAAAAGUGCAAUUCUCCUCAAAGGAGUCGAUCCUAGCGACAUCUGUCCAGAUGUUCAUCCCCUUCCUGCUGGCAGGCUUCGGCAUGGUGGCAGCAUCACUCCUCCUCGAUAUGGUGCAACAUUGGCCCGUGUUUCAAAACGUCUCCGAAGUUUACAUUCUCGUGCCAGCCUUGCUGGGCCUCAAAGGCAACCUGGAGAUGACGCUGGCGUCGCGUCUCUCCACGCAUGCGAACCUGGGCCACUUGGACACGCGCUCGCAGCAAUGGAGUCUCAUCGCCGGCAAUCUCUCACUGAUUCAGUGCCAAGCGAUCGUCGUGGGCUUCCUUGCGUCCAUCGCGGCUGUCAUCUUCGGGUGGAUCCCCGCCGGGAAAUUCAACCUGCAACACGCGCUUUUACUCUGUGCUAGUAGCGUCGGCACGGCGUUUAUGGCAAGUUUUAUCCUUGGUCUUGUCAUGGUGGGUGUAAUCCUCUUCUCGAGGCAUUUUCAUAUUAAUCCCGAUAAUGUGGCGACACCUAUCGCUGCUAGUUUGGGUGAUUUAACCACACUGGCGCUGCUGUCGUAUUUUGCGUCAUUGUUGUACAAAACUAUUGAUACUCUACCGUGGCUGCCCGUAGUGAUAAUAAUCGUAGGGAUUUUAUUCGUGCCCCUAUGGGGUUGGUUCGCGUCGAAGAACGAAUACAGCAAAGAAGUGUUGGACACUGGCUGGUCACCGGUGAUUGUCGCCAUGGUUAUUUCGAGCAUCGGCGGGCUGAUACUCGACUUCACCGUCUCGCAGUACAAAGGCGUGGCGGUGUUCCAACUGGUGAUCAACGGCAUCGGUGGUAAUCUCGCCGCGGUGCAAGCAAGUCGCAUUUCAACCGAAUUACAUAGCAAAUCUGUAAUUGGUCGACUGCCUCGAGGUGAGGAGGUUUGCCUAUCGCCUUGUGUGGCAUUCUGUGACAGUGCGAAGACUCCACAUGCCGGAACUGCCCGAAUGCUGUUGCUAAUGGUGGUGCCCGGCCAUCUUAUAUUUUCAUAUACCAUCAGUUACUUACAAGCGGGUCAUACGUCAUUCACGCCUAUUUUUAUGCUGGUUUACUUAACCGCUGCGCUCUUGCAGGUGUUUCUCUUGUUAUACAUUGCGCAGGUGAUGAUCGUGUGGAUGUGGAAGCUGAGCAUAGAUCCGGAUAACUCUGCGAUUCCGUAUCUGACCGCGAUUGGCGAUUUGCUGGGGACACUCCUGCUGGGCGUGGCCUUCCAAGUGCUGUAUCUGAUUGGUGAUCGGGACAGCGAUGUUGGUGACUGAGCGACAGUAUUCGGUGACGAACUCGGGGCCAUUAAAUAUUGUGAUUGUACAUUAUUCGAGUCUAGGUUAAGCUUAGUUAGACAUUUAACUAAAUUGUAUCAUUGAAACCAAAGCCAUUGCAACCCAAAUUUAUCGAUUACUACUAUCGGCCAGUUUAAAUUUACUGUUUAAAGUUUAUAUUGUUAUUAAUUCGUUAUCACUUGCCAUUCGAACGUGAUAUUUGAUUAAUUACAGAGUCGGAGCGUUUUGUGUUUGUUUCCCAUGGGAUUUUGUGUACUUACACGCAAAACAUGAAAACAUAUUUAUUGGUUUGUUCAUUACGCGGAAUGAAUUGAGAUUGUUAAUUGAAUAAAGUUAAUUAUAUUUA
This is a messenger RNA of Dalotia coriaria, 1809 nucleotides long. RefSeq names its product solute carrier family 41 member 1-like. Gene Ontology annotation, molecular function: monoatomic cation transmembrane transporter activity. NCBI's taxonomy places the organism in Eukaryota, Metazoa, Arthropoda, Insecta, Coleoptera, Staphylinidae. Gene Ontology annotation, biological process: monoatomic cation transport. The transcript is spliced from 2 exons. Bases 12 to 1442 code for a protein of 476 amino acids. Gene Ontology annotation, cellular component: plasma membrane. The record is from RefSeq and is a predicted model, not a curated record.